Messenger RNA from Trypanosoma grayi, 369 nucleotides. RefSeq lists its product as hypothetical. Lineage: Eukaryota; Euglenozoa; Kinetoplastea; Trypanosomatida; Trypanosomatidae. The record is from RefSeq and is a predicted model, not a curated record. The coding region runs from base 1 to 369 and encodes 122 amino acids. The transcript has a single exon.
AUGCCUCCCAGUUCGGCCACAUACGACGAGGUGCCGCCGAAGCAGCAGCAACGGCAACAACGAUGGCUGUCUGUUUGCGCGAUAGUCGUUUCGGUGGUUUAUUGCGCGAGCAACAGGGCUCGAGCAGCUCCCACGCAACAAGCUCCUGGCGUUCCCGAGCCUACUCAAGGCCCCACCUGUGUGCCGAAGUCUCCUGCGGGAACUGAUGCAGCAGUGUGGAGUCAACGUGUUUUUCCCGCGCAAUUCACUCCUUGUCGUCAGCGUCGCCUCCUCGUGAGUGGUGUCACCCAGCCCGCGUGGUCGUGGUCGCGCUGGGUGUGGAUCUCAAAACCGACCACGACUUGGACUACGCGCAGGCGGUUGAAUUGA